UAGAGGAGGAGGAGGUUAGCCGAGGCAGCUACAGCGGCGGCGGCGCAGGGGCUGGUACGCGCUGGGCGGCGAGAGCCUCAUGGCGGAGGAAGAGAGCGACCAAGAGGCCGAGCGCCUCGGAGAAGAGCUCGUGGCCAUUGUGGAGUCCCCGCCGGGCCCUGCAGGGCUUAGAGCUUCGUGCGAUGGCAGAGGCGACGCUGGCCGUGGCAGCUGCGGUGGCGGAGUCGGGAUCAGCAGUCGGGACUACUGCCGACGCUUCUGUCAGGUAGUUGAAGAUUAUGCUGGAAGAUGGCAGGUUCCUUUGCCGCAGCUUCAAGUUCUUCAGACUGCACUUUGUUGUUUUACAUCAGCCAGUGUGUCAUUUCCAGAUGAAUGUGAGCACGUUCAAUAUGUUUUGAGUAGUCUUGCUGUGAGUUUCUUCGAGUUGCUGCUGUUCUUUGGAAGAGAUGAGUUUUAUGAAGAACCCUUAAAGGAUAUUCUUGGAUCAUUCCAGGAAUGCCAGAAUCACCUCCGCAGAUAUGGAAAUGUGAAUCUGGAACUGGUGACUCGAAUCAUUAGAGAUGGUGGCCCAUGGGAAGAUCCAGUGUUGCAAGCUGUUCUUAAAGCCCAGCCAGCACCUCAGGAAAUAGUAAACAAGUACUUAAGUUCUGAAAAUCCACUGUUCUUUGAGCUACGAGCAAGAUACCUAAUUGCUUGUGAACGCAUACCUGAAGCAAUGGCUCUUAUUAAAUCAUGUAUAAAUCACCCCGAAAUCAGUAAAGACUUAUACUUCCACCAAGCACUCUUCACAUGUCUGUUUAUGUCACCUGUAGAAGAUCAGCUUUUCCGGGAGCAUUUACUGAAAACUGAUUGUAAGAGUGGAAUUGAUAUCAUCUGUAACACUGAAAAAGAAGGAAAGACUAUGUUAGCCUUGCAACUCUGUGAAUCCUUUCUUAUUCCACAGCUCCAGAAUGGGGAUAUGUACUAUAUAUGGGAGUUGAUUUUCAUAUGGAGUAAACUACAGCUAAAAUCUAAUCCUUCAAAACAAGUUUUUGUAGAUCAAUGCUACCAGCUUUUAAGAACAGCAACUAAUGUGAGAGUCAUAUUUCCUUUCAUGAAAAUCAUUAAAGAUGAGGUUGAAGAAGAGGGCUUGCAAAUUUGUGUCGAAAUAUGUGGUUGUGCUCUACAACUUGACCUUCAUGAUGAUCCUAAAACUAAGUGUCUAAUUUAUAAAACAAUUGCACAUUUUUUGCCAAAUGAUUUGGAGAUCCUCAGGAUUUGUGCACUCUCAAUAUUUUUUCUUGAGCGUUCCUUAGAAGCUUAUCAUACUGUUGAAGAGCUUUACAAACGACCAGAUGAAGAAUAUAAUGAAGGCACAAGUAGUGUUCAAAAUCGUGUUCGUUUUGAAUUACUUCCAAUUUUGAAAAAGGGAUUAUUUUUUGAUCCUGAAUUUUGGAACUUUGUAAUGAUUAAGAAAAAUUGUGUGGCAUUACUGAGUGAUAAGUCAGCAGUAAGAUUUCUAAGUGAAAGUACACUGGAAAAUUCCACAGGUAUUCUAAAAAAGACAGAACAGCAAGUUUUGGAUGAAGGGCUUGACUCUCUUACAGAUCAGAGCACUGGAGAGACUGAUCCUGAUGAUACAUCUGGGAUGCAACCUAAAGGUCAUGUUAAUACCAAGAAAAACCUUACAGCUCUUAAUACCUCCAAAGUAGAUCACAAUGUCCCAAGGCAUCGGUGUAUGUUAUGUAACAAGGAAUUUCUUGGUGGUCACAUUGUAAGGCACGCCCAGGCUCAUCAGAAAAAAGGCAGUUUUUCAUGUGUAAUAUGUGGUAGGAAAUUUAGAAACAGAGGACUUAUGCAAAAACAUUUAAAGAAUCAUGUUAAGAAGAUACAGAGACAGCAAAUUGCUUCAGUGCAACAGGAUGAUCAGGAAAUCACAGCUUUGGAAGAAAUAAAUUGUUCCAGUUCUUCCAUUUCAUUUGAAAAUGGAAAUUCUGAUAAGGAUUUGGAAGUAGACACUUUGACUGCUUCCAGUGACAGAGACAAAGAAGUCAUCCCUGAGCACGUGGCAGAAUUCAUUGAAAUUCCCAUAGGUGUAUCAGAACAUGUUAUUGAAAACAUUAUUGAAAAUGGCAGUUCUGAUACUUCUUUAAAUAACAUCUCAGAGCCUUUACCUCAAUGUGAGAAUGACUAUGAAGAGGAAGAAAAUGAAGUUGAUUAUGAAGAAGAUGAUUAUGACCUGAAUCAAGAAACCUCAGUACUUCAUAAAAUCAAUGGAACUGUAAGCCAUCCGAAAGACGUAUAUGCUACAGACCAAGAAGGAAACUUUAAGUGUCCUGCUCUUGGCUGUGUCAGAAUAUUUAAAAGAAUUGGAUUUCUAAAUACACAUGCAAGGACUGUACAUCCAACUGAUUUAAAUGUGCGACAAACAGUAAUGAAGUGGAGCAAAGGAAAAUGUAAAUUUUGUCAAAGGCAAUUUGAAGAUUCUCAGCAUUUCAUAGAUCACCUUAACAGACACAGCUAUCCAAAUGUGUACUUUUGUUUGCAUUUUAAUUGCAACGAGUCCUUUAAGCUGCCAUUCCAGCUUGCUCAGCACACAAAAAGUCACAGAAUCUUUCAAGCUCAGUGUAGUUUUCCAGAAUGCCAUGAGCUUUUUGAAGAUCUUCCUCUGCUAUAUGAACAUGAAGCUCAGCACUAUUUAAGUAAGACACCAGAGUCCUCUGUACACCCAAGUGAAGCAAUUCUUUUGGAUGUUUGUACAGACUCAAAUCCUACUCAUCAGGAAAAAAACUCAUCUAGUAAUGAUAAACAAACUAUUAGUCUGCCAGUUUCUAUUAGCAAAUCUAGGAAAGAUUUUACAGAACCAAAGACAUGUAUGGAAAGUAUGGAAAAGAAAACAGACAGUUUAGUUCAGAAUGGAAAUGAACAUUCUGAUGACGCUGUUUCAAAUAUAAGCUUGACAGACCAAAAGAUGCCUGACAUAGAGCCAAAUUCUGAAAAUAGUCAUAGCAUUAGUGAUUUAGUCAAUGGACACAGAGAAAUAGAGCAAACAUCUUUAGUUUCAUCAGAUCCUGGUUUGAAAACUGAUACAAGCAGAAUCAGGACAGAAAAUGGUUCUGCUUUACCCAGUGUCGUACCACAAGAACACAAUGCUCUGCCAGUAUCUCAGGCACCAUCCAAACCAAAUGUUACAAGUGAACAUACUUCAUAUGGCUUAAUUUUAACAAAGCCGUAUGUCAGACCAUUGCCUCCCAGUUACCUUGAUGAACGGUACCUUAGUAUGCCAAAACGCAGAAAAUUUCUGACUGAUAGAGUAGAUGCCUGCUCUGAUCAAGAAAACCUUUAUAAAAAAUCAGUGAAAAGAUUAAGAUGUGGCAAAUGCCUGACCACCUACUGUAAUGCAGAAGCACUUGAGGCUCACCUUGCACAAAAGAAAUGUCAGACACUCUUUGGAUUUGAUUCAGAUGAUGAAAGUAAGUCUUCUAUGUUCUCAGUAGAUAUAUCUGUAGAAAUACAAAUGGAAAAUAUAGCUAUAAUAGAUCUUCAUGAGACUAAAAAAAUUAAUAUCUGUAUACAAUAGAUGGUAAAGCACUACCCCACACAUUAUUUCCUUUAAAGUAUAAUUGCUAUAAGGUGUUCCUGCUUUAUAAACAACUGAAAUUCACAAGUUAAGUAAUUUGCAUAGACAUAGGCCUUAUCAGCUUGUGGAAGCCAGAACUUAAACACAGGUUUUUCAUAUUCUUUGGUCCUACUCUUUCUUCAUUCCAAAUUUCAUGUAGUAAAAAUUAUAUUAACAAAGUUAGGCAACAUUUUUCAUCUGCAUGGCAGAAUGAAACUGAGUCUUGUUACAAAAAUAGAAGUAAAAAAAAGAAUAAGAAAAUAACUGAAAAACAAAAGGAGCAAAAGAAGAGCCUGCCUUUCUACUAAUAUCAUAUCCUAACUUUAAGUGAAGGUAUAAAUUAAGCAGGAAUCUGACUCAGAAUUCCAGUUGAACAUGUAUAAUACUUGAAUUAACAGACACGUUCUGUUUUACAGGUGCCUGAUAAAAACGUUUCAGAAAGAUCUGUCGAUCAAGCAGUAGUGUGAAAAAAGCACUACGAGAAAAUGCAUCAUCAGUUUGCUAUUUCCCUGAUGGCCUUAAUUUUAGAGUGGUCUCAGAUUUCUAAAAAUAAAGCACAUUUUCUGGAAUGAACUCAGAGGAGAUGUGCUGGCUUAGACUCCAGAUGGGUUAUUAUUAAACUCCCAAAGUACCAGUUAUCCAGAAAAACCACAUUUUAUAAAAGCUUAUGGUGAUUAAUAGCAGCAUGUUCAGUUUUGCUUAUGUGAAAACAUGUUCAGGCAACUAGUCAGAAAAACCAGCUAUGGCCUUAUGGAAGGAGAAAAAGUGGAAGGGGAGCGGCUCACAAUAAUAAACAAUGUAAAGCAUUCUGCAAAUGGGAUCUGUUUACUUGUCAUGCAUAAUCACAUUACAUCUUCCCUUUUGGUCAAACUUGUUUUAAGGUAUCAUUGCUGUUUGGUUUGUACAUAAUUUAGAAACUGAUACAUAGCUUGAUUAUCACCAUGCUAUGUUAAAGAUUGUAACUUGUUUCCAAAUGAUUACUUUGACAGGUUCGGUGAGAGGCAUGCCAGCAUUGAAAAUUUAAAAAAACAAAACAAAAAAAACCAGUGCUUUGCCAAUAAACUCUUGAUAAAACCUUCAACUUUCCACUUUUGUAAUGCAAAUUAAUUAUAUUUGAAAGGCUACAGAGUAGAAAUUAAAGAGAAAAGUACCAUCAGCAACUUUGGGGGAGAUAUGGGAGGAAUGUAAGACCAUUACUGGCUAUACAGUUGAAGGAAAACACUGAAUUGCAAAUUCUUCAAUGUGAAUAAUGGUAAAAACACACUGGGAUAUUUCUAUCUGUAUAUAGUGUUAGGACAUUGCUUGAUGAUUCAUAAUAAGGUCCUUUAGACAUUAGUGUGAGUUAUCUAAGUAAAAUCCUAUGGAAAUAAUUGGCUUAAAAAUAUGUGGGCUAAGAAUCACGUGGAGAAUUCAUUUUAUUCAGCUAAGAGAGUUAAUUCCAAAGUAAGCCAUACUAAUAUAUUUUAUUCAUUAGUGAUGAAUUUGGUCUGAAUAGUAAUUUUUUUAUAUAUGGAAGUAUUUAUGCCAAAAUUUGCACAGCAGGAACACAGUAAGAGAUAUAUAAAUACAUUAUUUCCCUUGGUAACCAGUACUUUUCCUAAGGAAGAUUUUAACUUAAUAAAUUAUUAAAACAAUAAGUGUUUUACAAAUGUUUUUUAAAAUACCUUAUGUUUCCCAUUUGUCCAUUAUUAAAAGGAUGCCUAAGAUCUUUUAUCUACUUUGUAUAAAGCAGAAAUAGAAAAAUGUAAAGGCAAAUUCUUUAAAAAACAGUCAAAUAUGCCAGUGUCAACCAAAUAUUCCAGUUGUUCCAAUUGGUGAGGUUUUAUUCAAAGCAGAUAAUCUCAUAAAUUAUAAUAAUAUACUCAACUAUUAUAAAUUUUAGAACUUUUUGAAUGAAAUUACUAGGGAAAUGGGAGAGUUCUUCCAGGGUGGCAUCCAACUUUACCAAGUUAUGACUUCUAGGUCAUGUUAUAUCAGAUAUCUCAAUUUUAUUAUUUAUCAUGGGCAUUCACUACUAUGCAAUG
Messenger RNA from Castor canadensis (American beaver), 5622 nucleotides. The record is from RefSeq and is a predicted model, not a curated record. NCBI's taxonomy places the organism in Eukaryota, Metazoa, Chordata, Mammalia, Rodentia, Castoridae.